Aplosporella prunicola CBS 121167 is the source of this 598-nucleotide messenger RNA. RefSeq lists its product as uncharacterized. The record is from RefSeq and is a predicted model, not a curated record. The transcript is spliced from 2 exons. NCBI's taxonomy places the organism in Eukaryota, Fungi, Ascomycota, Dothideomycetes, Botryosphaeriales, Aplosporellaceae. Bases 220 to 549 code for a protein of 109 amino acids.
GCUCGCCAGCCGUCACUCACACCUACCUUCCUUCCCUGUACCGAGCCUUCAGCCAAUGCCGAACACACCCCUUACCCACCCAUCCACCUACCCAUUCUUCCAAGCGCGCCUCAUUGCGCAUUGACUAUCUACUUCUCCUUUCUGGUAACGCGGCGUUAGAUACGUGGAAGACGAGCAUGAGCACGGAAACACGGCCUAUGACAGCAGGGGGCGGGGGGAAUGAUCAAGACGAUGCCUUGCUUCUUUUUCUUUUUCCUUCUUCUUUCUCUGAGAAUUCUGCGUCUUCUGAAUCUUCUGAAUCUUCUUCGGAGUCUUCGUUUCUUGCUGCUAGCUCUUGGCUUCCUGGCUUCUUGCGCGCUUGCUUGCAUCACGGGCUCUGGACUGGCGAUGGCGAUGGUGAUGGUGAUGGCGGCGGGAGUGGCCGUGGCCGUGGCGGUUUUGUGCUCGUUCUUCUCGCUAGGUUGGUCGGUUGGUGGUCGGUGCCGUAGUGGAGUGGAGGUGCGGGUGCUCGGUGGCGUAUGGCUGGUCGGGGUGAGCGGGCGUGCGUAGGUAGGUAGGUAGGUAGGUAGGUAGGUAGGUAGGUAGGUAGGUAGGUAGG